Molecule: messenger RNA, 4249 nt
Organism: Myotis daubentonii (Daubenton's bat)
Lineage: Eukaryota; Metazoa; Chordata; Mammalia; Chiroptera; Vespertilionidae
Gene: KHSRP
Product: KH-type splicing regulatory protein
Biological process (GO): regulation of DNA-templated transcription
Molecular function (GO): RNA binding
Source: RefSeq, a predicted model, not a curated record
AGCCGCUGGGUUCCCAGAGUGCUCCGCGGCCGUGUGGAGCGAGGCCUUGUUCCCGCGUUGAGCCGCCGCCGCUGCUGCCGCCGCCGCCUCCACCUCCUCAGCUUCAGCAGCCGCGCCAGGCCCGGCCCCGCCGCGCCAUGUCGGACUACAGCACGGGAGGACCCCCGCCCGGGCCGCCGCCGACCGCCGGCGGGGGCGGGGGGUCCGGGGGCGCCGGGGGAGGCCCUCCACAGGGCCCGCCAGGCGCAGGGGACCGAGGCGGCGGUGGCCCGGGCGGAGGGUCGGCCGGCGGCCCUUCGCAGCCCCCAGGCGGGGGCGGCCCGGGAAUUCGCAAGGACGCCUUCGCCGACGCCGUGCAGCGGGCCCGCCAGAUCGCAGCCAAAAUUGGAGGCGAUGCUGCUACAACAGUGAAUAACAGCACUCCUGACUUCGGUUUUGGGGGCCAAAAGAGGCAAUUGGAAGAUGGAGACCAACCGGAGAGCAAGAAACUGGCCUCUCAGGGAGACUCCAUCAGUUCUCAACUUGGACCCAUCCAUCCUCCCCCCAGGACUUCAAUGACAGAGGAGUACAGGGUCCCAGACGGCAUGGUAGGACUAAUCAUUGGCAGAGGAGGUGAACAGAUUAAUAAAAUCCAGCAAGAUUCAGGCUGCAAAGUCCAGAUCUCUCCAGACAGUGGUGGCCUCCCUGAGCGCAGUGUGUCCUUGACAGGAGCCCCAGAAUCUGUCCAGAAAGCAAAGAUGAUGCUGGAUGACAUCGUCUCUCGGGGUCGUGGGGGCCCCCCAGGACAGUUCCAUGACAACUCCAACGGGGGCCAGAAUGGCACAGUGCAGGAGAUUAUGAUCCCCGCGGGGAAGGCUGGCCUUGUCAUCGGGAAAGGCGGGGAGACCAUUAAACAGCUACAGGAACGUGCUGGAGUAAAGAUGAUUUUAAUUCAAGAUGGUUCCCAGAAUACAAAUGUUGACAAGCCCCUUCGGAUCAUUGGAGAUCCUUACAAAGUGCAGCAAGCCUGUGAGAUGGUGAUGGACAUCCUUCGGGAGCGUGACCAGGGCGGCUUUGGGGACCGGAAUGAGUAUGGAUCCCGGAUUGGUGGGGGAAUUGAUGUGCCAGUGCCUAGGCAUUCUGUUGGCGUGGUUAUUGGCCGGAGCGGCGAGAUGAUUAAGAAGAUCCAGAAUGAUGCUGGUGUGCGGAUCCAGUUUAAACAAGAUGAUGGGACAGGUCCUGAGAAGAUAGCUCACAUAAUGGGGCCCCCAGACCGGUGCGAGCAUGCGGCGCGGAUUAUCAAUGACCUCCUCCAGAGCCUUAGGAGUGGUCCCCCAGGUCCUCCAGGGGGUCCUGGCAUGCCCCCAGGGGGCCGUGGCCGAGGAAGGGGCCAAGGCAACUGGGGCCCGCCUGGUGGAGAGAUGACCUUCUCCAUCCCCACUCACAAGUGUGGGCUAGUCAUCGGCCGAGGUGGCGAGAACGUGAAAGCCAUAAACCAGCAGACGGGCGCCUUCGUAGAGAUCUCCCGGCAAUUGCCGCCCAACGGGGACCCCAACUUUAAACUGUUUAUUAUCCGGGGCUCGCCCCAGCAGAUUGAUCACGCCAAGCAGCUCAUCGAGGAGAAGAUUGAGGGUCCCCUCUGUCCAGUUGGACCAGGCCCAGGAGGACCAGGCCCUGCCGGCCCCAUGGGACCCUUCAAUCCUGGGCCCUUCAAUCAGGGGCCACCAGGGGCUCCCCCUCAUGCUGGGGGUCCCCCUCCUCACCAGUACCCACCCCAGGGCUGGGGCAAUACCUACCCCCAGUGGCAACCACCUGCUCCUCAUGACCCGAAUAAAGCCGCUGCAGCCGCCGCAGACCCCAACGCAGCCUGGGCUGCCUACUACUCACACUACUACCAGCAGCCCCCAGGCCCCGUGCCCGGCCCCGCACCUGCACCCGCAGCUCCACCUGCCCAGGGCGAGCCCCCUCAGCCCCCACCUGCUGGCCAGUCAGACUACACUAAGGCCUGGGAAGAGUAUUACAAAAAGAUCGGCCAGCAGCCCCAGCAGCCUGGAGCUCCACCACAGCAGGACUACACAAAGGCCUGGGAGGAGUACUACAAGAAGCAAGCUCAAGUGGCCACUGGAGGGGGUCCAGGAGCUCCCCCAGGCUCCCAGCCGGACUAUAGUGCCGCCUGGGCUGAAUACUACCGACAGCAAGCCGCUUACUACGGACAGACCCCAGGUCCUGGUGGCCCCCAGCCUCCACCCACACAACAGGGACAGCAGCAGGCAAGUGGGAAUUGCCACCCUCCUCCUCCUCCUUUUUCCUUCCAACCCCCAGCCACCGUCCAUCCUGCCUUAGUGGGUAGCGCCGGAAAUCCCUUCCCCUGCGGGGUGUGUCCUUGAUGCCUGCAGCGGGGGCCGUGUGGCUGGAGGUCUCCGGGAGUCCCCAUGAGCCAGGGGAAGUGUGCGCUGGGUCCAGAGGUUAAAGAAGAGGCCUCCCUCCGCCGGCUCGCUUGUUCCUGUGUAAUGCUGUCGUGAUGCUGGGGGCGAGUGCGAGACAGAUAAAAGGUGGAACUGUUGAACUGGUGGGUAGUCCUGGGGGUGGGGGCAGCCCGGGCACUGCACUUUGGUCACCAUCCUGGCUGCUAACUCAAAAUCUGGCCACUUGGGAAGAAAAUGGAUAUUUUUUCCCCUCUGCAUUACUUUUUUGGCUUUUGUUCUUUUUGUUUUUAAACCCAUGGUCUUCUCCCCGACGGUGUCCAAGUGACUGUUUGCAGGCAGCCCCAGUGUGGGGUGGCCCUGGCUCCAGCGGGGAUGCAGGAAACCUGCGAAGGGGCUCGGCCCCUUGGGCUCAGCCUCUGCUGUCACGCCCGUGUCUGUGUCCCGGUCUUGUCUGUGAAGUGGGCAUGAUGAUCGCUGCCACGUUCCAACCUACCUCACAGGGGUGUUGUGGGGACACCGUGAUCUCAGAUUGUUCAUGUUGUGAUGCGCCGGGAGCCACCCACCACCUUCUCCCUUGCAGACCCUGACUUCGCUUCUCUUUCUCCCGCGGCCCCUGCUUCUCUCCUUCUUGCCUUUGUGUCGCUCUUUCUCCUCCUCCAUCAAGGAGCCAGUCUGACUUCAGCUGAGUCCCUGGAGCACUUGACUAGACAGUUACAGACACAUCCUGCUAGCCAUUGGCGUGGGAGAGGGGCUUCCUGGCCCCCUCCUUACUAUCCCCCAGUCUUCCGCCUCUGCCUCCCCCUCCCCGUAGUGACCAAUUCCUAUCUCUUCCCUCUCCGCAGGCUCAAUGAAUCGAAUGAAUGUGAACUUCUUCAUCUGUGAAAAUUCUUUUAUUAUUUGUUCUGUUUGGGGCUUAUUUUCUGGUUUUUUCUUUUUUUCUUUUUUCCUCCAUUUGUUAGGCGAGAGAGCGAUGGCUGACAUGGGGGUGGGGUGCAGGGGAGCCCUCUCUGAGUGGCUUGGAGGUCAUGCCUGGCUCUCACUCUCUCGCCCAUUCUGUGUCUCACAUCCUUUCUUUUUCUUUCAAAACUGGGAUCCUUCAUGUUGAGCCAGCCAUAGAAGAUAGCGAGAAUUAAAUCUCUGCCAAAAAAAAAAAUUUUUUUUAAUAAGAAACACAAUAAGUGAAACAAAACCUAUAAAAUUAUAUAUAUAUAUAAAAAUCUCUAUAUCCCACCCCCCCAGUCUUCCCUAAAACUGCUUCUUUCAAGGAAAACUUAUUUUCUCCCUGCCACCCUUGGCCCUCUUCAUGUUUUUAAAAUAAACUUUUAAAAAGGAAAAAAAGUCACUCUUGCUUUUUUUUUUUUUUUUUUUUUAGUUAGAGUUGGAACAUUCCUUGGACCAGGUGUUGAUAUUGCAGGGAACCCCCCCCACACACAUAUACCCUGCCCUAUCUCAGUCAAGCCCCUCAGCCUCUCUGCUCCUCUCGCUCUUCCUUCUGCCCUAGCUUGCUUCUCGCAGCCCUCCCCUCCCGCGUCCCUUCUCCCAGGACUGGUCUGUCAUGUUUCAUCUGUUCAAGAGGACAUUGAAAAUGAAAACAAAUUGAGAACAAAACAAAAAAAAAAUUGUAUGGCAGUUUUUACUUUUUAUCGCUCGUUUUUAACUUCACAAAUAAAUGAUAACAAAACCUCCCCAUGUCUGCUGGGUGCCGUCUCUCUUUCUCUGUUCCCACCUGCCCCCAUAGAAUUUUGAAGCAGAUGUUUGUUCUUUAUAGAUGUUGUAAACCCUGAUAACGGUGAUUGGAAAUUACAAGCUUUGUGUUGUGUUUUUUGUUUUUUUUUUUUGUUUUU